Psammomys obesus (fat sand rat) is the source of this 1062-nucleotide messenger RNA. RefSeq names its product melatonin receptor 1A (gene Mtnr1a). NCBI's taxonomy places the organism in Eukaryota, Metazoa, Chordata, Mammalia, Rodentia, Muridae. The record is from RefSeq and is a predicted model, not a curated record. Gene Ontology annotation, biological process: G protein-coupled receptor signaling pathway. Gene Ontology annotation, molecular function: melatonin receptor activity. The transcript has 2 exons. Gene Ontology annotation, cellular component: membrane. Bases 1 to 1062 code for a protein of 353 amino acids.
AUGAAGGCCAAUGGCAGCGCGCUGCUCAAUGCCUCUCAGCCCGCGCAAGGGAGCGGGGAGGGAGAACGACCGCGGCCGUCGUGGCUGGCCUCUACACUGGCCUUCAUCCUCAUCUUCACCAUCGUGGUGGACAUCCUGGGCAACCUGCUGGUCAUCCUGUCUGUAUAUCGCAACAAGAAGCUCAGGAACUCAGGGAACAUAUUUGUGGUGAGUUUAGCAGUUGCAGACCUCGUGGUGGCUAUCUACCCAUACCCCUUGGUGCUGACAUCCAUAUUUAACAAUGGAUGGAAUCUGGGAUACCUGCACUGUCAAAUCAGUGGGUUUCUAAUGGGUUUGAGUGUCAUUGGCUCAAUAUUCAACAUCACCGGCAUCGCCAUUAACCGCUACUGCUACAUCUGUCACAGCCUCAAGUAUGACAAACUAUACACCAACAAAAAUUCUCUCUGCUAUGUGUUCCUGAUAUGGAUGUUGACUCUUGUAGCCAUCAUGCCCAACCUGCAGACUGGAACUCUCCAGUACGAUCCCCGGAUCUACUCCUGUACCUUCACCCAGUCCAUCAGCUCGACGUACACGAUAGCAGUGGUGGUUUUCCACUUCAUAGUGCCUAUGAUUAUCGUCAUCUUCUGCUACUUGAGAAUAUGGAUCCUGGUUCUUCAGGUCAGACAGAGGGUGAAACCUGACAGCAAGCCCAAACUGAAGCCCCAGGACUUCAGGAACUUUGUCACCAUGUUUGUAGUUUUUGUACUCUUUGCCAUUUGCUGGGCGCCACUCAACUUCAUAGGUCUCAUUGUGGCUUCAGACCCUGUCACCAUGGUCCCCAGGAUCCCAGAGUGGCUGUUUGUGGCCAGUUACUACUUGGCAUAUUUCAACAGCUGCCUCAAUGCGAUUAUAUAUGGACUACUGAACCAAAAUUUCAGAAAGGAAUAUAAAAGAAUUAUCAUCUCCUUGUGCACAACCAAGAUGUUUUUUGUGGACAACUCAAACGAUGCAGCAAAUAAGAUUAAAUGCAAGCCCUCUCCACUCAUAACCAAUAAUAAUUUAAUAAAGGUGGACUCUGUUUAA